GUUUUUUUUUUUCUCCCUAUCAAUACACGACCUGCGCGUGUAGGUUUUUUUUUUUAGCACGCGAGUUGACCAGACGACACUCCUAGUAGCCCGUGUUGUAUAGCCUCAUGUCAGUGCCGUACAGGAGUGUGUUCAAUGUGGACUGAUCCUGUUUGGAUUUUUCAACCAUGUGAUUUAGAUUUUAUGAGUUCCAUUCUAUUCAAGGCGCAUGGAUUUUGUUUUAAACUACUAAUUCACAAAAGUUGAAUAUCACGUUGAAUUUGGAUACUAGAGACUGCGUCUAUCUUGGUUGUCGGCAAAUGUUCCAACUAGUCAUUACUGUCAAAGACAAGGUGUAACAAUGAAGAGGAUGAAAUAAAGAAAUCGCGCAAGAGGAUAGUUUCACUGUGUGACAAUUUGGAAGAUGUCGGUGGAGUGUUUAGUUGAUGAUAACAUCAACAUUGUUUUAAACGCUGAUCUCAGACUGUGUGACAGAUGUCAGCAGUUGAAUACAAAUAUAGUGCUUCAGUCGCCGACAGUCUCUCACAAUGACAUCAUUACGCAGUCAUUUGACAAUACCGGAACAUGCCAUCCCGAAACAUCUCAGCAUAACUCAAACCACGAAGACACAAAGGUUUCACGGGACUGCCAAGAUAAUGCCACAAGUCUUUCCCACGAUGAUCCAAAUGUUUCUAACAAGGAGUUACAAAACCCCAACCGAGAGAUUCCUGUUCCUUCUUCCCUCGAUGCCAAUCUUGGCGCGAGACAUCCCCACCAAUCAACAGACAUUGCAGACACAUCCACGUCUCGGCAGGGAAUAAGUGCACAGCGGUGUUCCCAGUGUGACGUUAACCUGAAUAGUCUUUCAGAAUCUGAGCCCAGAUCUGACUCGGUACAUAGGCAUGAGUCUGGUCAGUUCAGUUCGCAGUUUGAGCAGAAGUCAAAUCACGUUUCUUCCACUGCCACAUUCCAGAACAAAUCUCUAAGUGUGGGACACGUCCAGAAUGUUGGUCCUGACAGGGGCCAUGGUGACCACACCAGCCAUAAUCUAGUCUCUCAUGAAAGCAGUCCACUCCACAAAUCUGCAGCUGCGAGCCCCACAAAGCAGCACCGUGCAGGCUCUGCUAACAUGCGCGGACACAAAAGGUGGUCCCAGAAUAAAACUGGCAGCAGGUCAAUGACCAAAGACAAAGAUGGCGAUAGCCGCAUGAUAUCCAAUGACCUGCCGCCUCCGCUCCCUUUGGAUUUUUACUACGAGCUUCAUGACUUUGAUCACGUGAAUGAAGACUUGUCUGCUGAUGUUGUAUAUUCCUUACAUCUGAGGAGUUAUGAAAUCAAGGAAGUGCUUGGAAAGGGGAUCAGCAGUACGGUGCGCAGGGUGGUGGAGAAGACCACCGGUCAAGAGUUCGCCGUCAAGAUCAUAGAUAUCAGCGGCGAGAAGGGGGAGUCGUCCCAGGUGGAGCAGACCAAAAAGGACACCUACAGGGAAAUACGGAUACUGCGCAUGUGCGGCGGCCACCCCAACAUCAUUGAACUCCACGAUGUCUUCGAGACCCCAACAUUUAUUUUUCUAGUCUUUGAGAUAUGUAAGAAAGGUGAACUGUUUGACUAUUUGACUUCUGUAGUGUCUUUAUCAGAGAAAAGAACCAGAAUAUUUAUGAGGCAACUUUUAGAAGCAGUAGAUUUUAUACAUAGCAAGAACAUUGUACAUAGAGAUCUGAAGCCAGAGAAUAUUUUACUAGAUGACAACUUAAAUAUCAAAGUCUCAGACUUUGGUUUUGCCACAGUGGUGGAGCCAGGGGAAGAACUUGUUGAGCUGUGUGGUACACCAGGAUAUCUGGCCCCAGAAGUUCUGGCCCACUCAAUGUAUGAGAAUGUUUCAGGCUACGGCAAAGAGGUGGAUAUGUGGGCUUGUGGUGUCAUCAUGUAUACUCUAUUAUGUGGGGCUCCUCCAUUUUGGAACAGACGUCAAAUGAUGAUGCUAAGGGCCAUAAUGAACGCUGACUACACUUUCAACAGCCCAGAGUGGGAUGAUAUAUCAGAGCCUCCUAAAAAUUUGAUACAGAAACUGUUGAUAGUCAACCCUCAGCAGCGACUGACUGCUAAAGAGGCUCUUAGUCAUCCAUUCUUUCACAAUCAGGAAGCCAAGUCCUAUGAUGAAUAUAUCAAAUAUUGUAGACACUCAAUCAUUGAAUCUACAAUCAGAAUGAUGAAAUUUAUAGAUGAAAAGAAGUUUGAUGCACGCAGAAAAUUUAGAGCUGGAGUGUUUUGUGUGGUCUUCUACCUACGUCUUAACUUCUGCUACAAGCACCCUCCACCCAUAUCUGUUGAAACAGUCAGGAAUAACCCCUAUGGCAUUAAAGUCUUAAGGAAGGUGAUUGACACUUGCGCCUUUGGCAUGUACAAACAUUGGGUCAAGCGAGUUGAUAAUCAGAACAGAGCAGCCCUCUUUGAACAUACCUUGCGGGAGGACUGGAAGCACAGCCUUAUGACCCUGGAUGGAGUGGUAGCUUGACCUCUGCAGAGUGUUAGCCUUUCUUUACUUAAGUAGGAGAUGAAAUAUCAGUUAAGAUCAGGUACCUUUAGGCAUAAUUUAUUGAUUACCAAAGUGUGUGAUAGCUGCAUUGUUAGUAACCUUUAUUUUGUUUUAACUUUGAGUAUGUUUAUACUUUUUUUUUAAUCAUAGUUAUAUUCACUUCAUUUGUUGUUUUUAAAUUUAUGAAAAAAAAAAAAACGAAAAGCAUUUUUCAGUUCCAAUUUGACUUACCUGGCAGUAUUAAAGUAAACUCUUGUUAGAGAAAACAAAAAUAGCUUGGCUAAUGGCUUGAGAAUAAAAUACUGCUUAAAGUUAAAGAAACACCACAAAACAAUUAUGAAUGAGUUUGUUAAAAGCAAGUUAUACUGUACAUGUUAUUUAUUGUUUGCCAUUUCCCCACCCCACAGACUACAAAUGUUCCUAUUGCUGUGAUGAUAAUGUUGAUUUAAAUGAUGUCUUUUUAAAAUAAUGGUCUAAAUGUGUGUGAAGUGUAAGCAAAAUAUUUUGGAUGUUCUGGUAUGCUGUUUUUUUUUUAAACAUUGAAGAUACUUGGUUUCAACAGAUUUGUGUUCAUGUUUGUGUAUGCUGUAAGUUGAAGUAUGAGUAUGCUAUCAAGCUGCUUAGUUGUCACUCUUAAAGGUUCUUCUAGCUGCCUUGAAGUGGGCAAGAAGUAGACAGCUGCUGCUGGUUACAAUCUUAGCCUGUUUGAUCUCUUGUGUGUUAGCUAUUAUUUAUGGAUACUAGACAGUAACAGGUGUUAAUGUAUGAUGGACAUUAGUCAUUGAAAGAAAACAAACGUGGCCCUAACCCUUGCUUGGGUAUGCGGGCCAAGUGGAGCAGUUGAUUGUGGAGAACUGAAUGCAGCACUACAAUUGAAAAUACUUACAACAAAACAACCCAGGAAGGAAGACAAUCAUUUCUUUGGAAAAAAAAAAGAUUUUAUUCUUGCCUACCUAUUUUUUUUUUUUCCAGUUUUACCUUCUCUUUUAUUAUUAAAAUUUGUAAAACUAAAUCUAUUACAGGAAAAAUAUUUUUUUUAUUCAUUUUUUUUCCCCCCACUUUUGCAGAAAGAAUAUACCUGUAAUUGUAUUUUUUUUCCGUCACUUAAUUUCUGUUAUCUCUAUGUAUUUUUUUUUUUUUUUUUUUUUUUUUUUUACAUAUCUUUAUAAAUAAAGUAAUUAACAAUGCAACAAUUAUUUGGGAUUUUCAAACUAAACAAUGUCAAGGUCACUAAAUUAAACUUCAAUGUUGCCAACCAAUUUAAAUUUUAAAAAAAAUUGGAAGAGGUUAAAAAAAAAUUAAUUUUGCUUUGCUAAGAAGUGCGCACAAAUUAUCAUUAACCAAUCAAAAAACAUAACUUAUCAUCACUUCCCCUUUUCUGUACACCAGACGCACCAAAAAAAGCUAGCUAUUAAUUUUUUCCUCUACAGAUCAUUUUUCUUCCUUUUUUUUUAGGUUAAAAUUGCUGAGUUGUUUUAUAUGUCAGCGGUAGCAUUCAUUUUUUUUAUUUAAACUUGUGUCAACUAAAGGGUAUUGUGCUUUUAUAGAUUGUUUCAUUUGAAUCAAAAGAGUUGUGGAUACUGUAUGCAUUAGUGAUCUGUUUAUUCAGGAUAAAAACAAAGUGUCUUUAUGUUGAUUAUUGUGGUCAGCAUAGUCACAAAAGUUGUUCUUUGGCUGGCAUGGCAUGUCUCUAAUGAUAUACAUUAGUUGGUUGUUUCAAUAUUCUAUUUUUUUGUUUUUGUGAUGUCCUAAUGUAUGAAUGAGGUAUUGUCUUGGUGGGACAAUGUGCCUUUGUUCAUUUGUGUGCUACACAAUCAUGGGACGUCAAUUACCUUGAUCCUGUUUUAGUAGGGCUUUGAUCAGGGCAUUGUUUUCAGCCAUGUGAAUAGUUGUCCAGUGUAGCCAGAGUUGAUCAUGCUGCUAGUUUGUAUUUUAGUGAAAAUUAUACUUAGAUAUAUUAGGUAAUUUAAAAAGAAAAGUUGAGAUCAGAUUCUAUGGCUAGGGCUCAAAUCACUUCCACCUUGCUUAUUAAAUAAUGAAAACAUUAUUCUAGCAUUAAUAUAACACACAGUGAAUGGGUUAUUUUCACUCUCAAAUCACAAAAUGGUCUAAGUGGCAUUAGUUGAAACAUAUAUUCUUUCUGAGAUAACAAAGUGUACAUAGACUUGUAUAUAAACAUAAAAAGCAUACUGAACAUGAGUGCAAGCCAGUAGUUCGGUUGUCUGCUUAGGGGAACUCAAUGAAAUCUUUGAGGUUUCUGGCUUUGAAAGGCUUAUUUCAUUCUCUUCAAGGCUUUCAUUAUUUCCAGCAUUCUCCAUCUGGUACUCACUUGGUUGUGCAUUCUUCUAUAGAGCUUCUAAUAAAAUUUUAAUUAAUUAUUUAUAGCACAGCAUACUUAAUGUUUUCCAAAGCCUUUUCAACAAUUGUAAGACAAACUGUUGAUCCUGAGCUGUGACAUCUGAAGUCCCAGUUUUUACAAUGUUGUGUAUUGUCUUUGCUACCUUGACAUUCAGCAUACCCGGUACCAUUUGUUUGUUUAGACUGAAUCAUCAGGGUACUAGAAUUGUCUCUCUUUAAAUCUAUCUUGGCUUCCAUGAUGGAAAUAUAUUUCAAUAAUGUGUUGAACAAACUUUGAAUGUAUCUGAAAUAGGAUUGAAUUUGUUUUAUUCCAUGCUAGAUGUCACACUACUUAGAUGUUGUGUGUGUGCACCUGUUGUAAAUAGUGGAUGUAAAUAUGCGUGUGUCUGUAAGAACUGCAGAGAUGUGAUAUAGUAGAUGUUAACUGUGUUCUUAUUCAGUAUGUAGAAAAAAAAAAGAAAACUGCACCUUAAGUUUUGUUGUCUGCUAUGCACAUAUUAAAAUCAUCUUUUUUUUCUAGUUAGAAAUUGUCGUGUCAAAUCAUGGCGUUUGGGCUGACAAUUCUUUCUUUGCAGGGGGAAUGGAUGAAUAAUUUUCUUCCAUCCUUGUUCAUUAUUUUCUAGGAUUCAGUUCCUGUCUAGCUAUUAUAAUAAAAGAGGCUAGAGAAAUAUUCACUUAAGAAGAAUCUAAACAAAACUAUUAUUCUGUGUUUCCUGACCUAAAUGUUAUGAACUAGUUGAGAACUUUAUGUCAUGUAGUGGUUAACAUCAGAACUUUGAACUUUACAAAAAUAUUAUUUGGACUUGUAAAUUACAUAUAACUUUAUUGAAGUAAUUUAAAAAAAAAAUUAUGUCAUCAGGAUUUGGUAGAAGUUCCAUUGUAAGUCAGUUGUAUUUUGACAAUCUGUACAAAGAUGAACUAUUUAUGGUACUAACACUAAAGUACUAACUCCAUUUUGCAACCGGUGGCUGCUUGUCAAAUGUAAAAAGUAAUUUAUGCAAAAGUUGACAUUUAUCUGUCCAGUAUUUAUUUUGUUUGAUCCCCGCACAAACACAACAGUAUCAUUGAGAUAGAAAUAGUUCAUUUUGUUUUUAGACUCAACCAUUUUGUUUUAAACCAUCCAUAUAAAUAUUUUUUUUUUAUUUUUUUUUAAAUGAAACUUUUAUCUGAUAUUGUAUCAGCUGUAUAUACAAUCAUGUGACCCAAAAGAGUUAUAAUUAUUUUUUUGAGAUUUGCAUGCAUCCAUUAAAAAAAAAAUUCAUUUAACCAUGUUAAGUUUACAAAAGAUUUUUUGUUUUUUUUAGUGGCCAUCACUAUUGAAGUGAGAUAAAUAAAUAUUCUAUAAAUAAAAGC
Biomphalaria glabrata is the source of this 6226-nucleotide messenger RNA. RefSeq names its product phosphorylase b kinase gamma catalytic chain, skeletal muscle/heart isoform-like. The record is from RefSeq and is a predicted model, not a curated record. Gene Ontology annotation, biological process: protein phosphorylation; glycogen biosynthetic process. Gene Ontology annotation, cellular component: phosphorylase kinase complex. NCBI's taxonomy places the organism in Eukaryota, Metazoa, Mollusca, Gastropoda, Planorbidae. Gene Ontology annotation, molecular function: ATP binding; phosphorylase kinase activity; calmodulin binding. The coding region runs from base 404 to 2494 and encodes 696 amino acids. The transcript has 14 exons.